This is a messenger RNA of Ostreobium quekettii, 1374 nucleotides long. The record is from the annotation of a GenBank genome assembly. Lineage: Eukaryota; Viridiplantae; Chlorophyta; Ulvophyceae; Bryopsidales; Ostreobiaceae.
AUGGCCGCCCUCUUCGACGACAUCUCCGACGAGCUCAGCUCGAGCACCGCCGCGCAGAUCGGCGUGAUGAGCAAGCUCUCCACGGGCAGCACGGCCCUGGACGUCCUGCUGUGCGUGCUGCUGCCCCUGCUGCUGGGCCGGGCGCCCCAGGCGGCGGCGUGGCUGCGCAACUUCCUGGAACGAUGGCUGGUGUCGCGGCGGUUCUACUACCGUACCAUAGAGCACGUGGCCGGCGACGGCUACUACUGGAGGUACGAGAACGACACGGGCCAGAACGAGGUGCUGCAGGAGGCCGUGCUGCUGUACCUGGAGAGCAUAAGGCCCGGCCUGGCGCCGUUCUGCAACACGGGGCUCAAGCUGGUGUGCAACUGGGGCUUCGAGACGAACCCCAACAUCGAGGGCGACGGCGACGGCGAUGAUGAUGAUUCCGACGCGGACUCCGACGACUACUCGUACGCGGAGUACCUGAAGCGGUCGAAGAUCUGCACGCUGCCGCCGGAGCGCGACUGGAUCGAGGUGGAGAGGGGGCUGUGGAUGAAGAGGUUGGAGAAGGACGAAAGCGAGAAGGGGGACAAGAUAAUAAGAACGAAGAUCCGCAAGACCAUCUGGCUGAGGAGCGACGUGAGCGAGGGUGUUGAUAAAAUUGACGCUUUCAUCAACAAGGCAUAUUCGUACUACGCCAAAACAAUGGAGGAGCGCAAAACCAAUCACAGGCACCUCUACACACCCCUGUUCCGUUCCUCCUCCCCAUCCAAAAAGAAAAAGGACGAAGACGACGACGGCGAGGCGGCGCCCGCCGACAACGCCAUGCUCUUCAAGCGCUACAAGCUGAGCGACAACAAGACCUUCGCCACCUUCUUCCACCCGGAAAAGGAAGCCCUCCUGCAGCUGGUGGACAGGUUUAUGAACAGGACCGGCAAGUUCGCCAUCCCGGGCUACCCCCAAAAGCUCGGGAUCCUGCUCCACGGGCCGCCGGGCACGGGGAAGACGUCGCUGAUCAAGGCCAUCGCUCAGUACACGGACAGGAGCAUCGUGUCCGUUCCCCUCAGCCGCGUCAAGACCAACCAGGAGCUCAUCGACCUGGUGUUCGAUCAGGAGUACAAGGUGGAGGGGGAGGAGAGGGCCACGAGGCUGCCGUUCAGGAAGACGAUCUUUGUCAUGGAAGACAUUGACGCCGCCAGUGACGUCGUCCUUGACCGCGAAUCGAAAGCGCAGCCUGACAAAGAGGCGCCCAUGCUGCCCGCCCUCGCCGCAUCCGCGCUCACGAAAACCCAGCUCUCGCGCAUGCUCGAAGUCAAGGAUGACGACAAGCUCAACCUGGCCGGACUGCUCAACGUGCUGGACGGCGUCGUGGACUGCCCCGAGCGCAUUGUG